AUGCACGACUGGAGAGUUCAUGCUACGCGAGAGUUUAUUUUGGAAAAAUCCAUCAAUGUGGAGGAGUUGACAGAAAAAUGCAACAUUGUUCCUAUUUUGCGUGAUCAGUUUCUGCUUGCAUCACUUGUACAUAUUGGCCCAUAUUCCAGAUGGCUCACUGCCGAGUUCUACACCAACUUAACCUUGGAUACUUUCUCGGAGGGAUCACCGCGAUUUCAACAAGUCUUCAUUCGGGACAAAUGGUAUCCCCUAAGUCCGGCCGUGAUUAAUUCCUAUUUGGGUACUCCAAAUCAUCAAGCUGCUCCUGACCCAAGUCCAAAUCUGCUAGCCGCUGCUUUAACUCACAACAAAAUUGUCACGUGGCCUAACACCGGACUUGAAAGCCUAAAGCUCACCACGGUCUAUUCAGUUCUUCUCCGAAUUGCCUCAGCUAAUUGGAUGCCUGCUGUUCGUCAUCAUCUUGUGUCUGACCAGCUUGCUGCCCUUCUCUACAAGAUCAGGAAUCGCCUUCCUAUCAAUCUAGGAGAAACCAUCUUUGGCCACCUUGCGCAUUUUGUGCGUCAUAGGGAACCCAAGGUACAUCUACCGUUUCCUAGUCUCAUUUUUGGACUUCUGCAGGAACACGGGUUCAAGCCCUACACAGAUGAAGUAGUGAUUGCUAAUGACUCAAUCUACAAGUAUGAUGACCGUUUGACGAACAAGGAUCACUAUGAUGAUAGAGCUACACUCAUGAUCACUCCCAAUGUACCGUCUGCCACACCUCCGGUGUCUGCCCCUGCCUCAUCUGCUGACACUGGUUCUGCGCCUGUUCCACGUCCAGCUGCAGUGAUCAAGGAACCUCAGACGCUCAUGGAUCGACGUCAAAUUGUCCUCACUCUUCAAGCAUCAAUAGCUCAGAUUCGCACAUCGGUUGCAUCUCAACAAAUUACCAUUGAUGGCUUAGAAAAAUUGUUGGGUGCUGAGUUGGAAGAAAUUGCCCGAAUGGAGGCCAUAUAUGCUCGUCUUCGAUCUACUACAUCCACUGCUGGCGCUGACACUGGGUCUGUUUCUGAGAGUGAUGAAUCUGAAUCGGGUACCCCGUCUGCAAGUUAA
Molecule: messenger RNA, 1092 nt
Organism: Ipomoea nil (Japanese morning glory)
Lineage: Eukaryota; Viridiplantae; Streptophyta; Magnoliopsida; Solanales; Convolvulaceae
Exons: 1
Coding region: 1-1092 (363 amino acids)
Source: RefSeq, a predicted model, not a curated record